Molecule: messenger RNA, 489 nt
Organism: Saccoglossus kowalevskii
Lineage: Eukaryota; Metazoa; Hemichordata; Enteropneusta; Harrimaniidae
Source: RefSeq, a predicted model, not a curated record
CAACAGAUAUGAAUGAAUCCGAGGCUUGCCAUGGUGGAUACUUAGAGAAGAGGCAGGGCGUUAGGUCGACCAAGAAAUUAUGGUUCCAGCUGAAUGGACGGGAGCUGAAUUAUUAUAAAUCGAAUCCAGCGAGAGAGCCGCAGAGUCCGAAGGGAAGCAUCAAUUUAGAUGGAGUACAGACGGUGAAACGAACGUCAACCCAGACCCACCACUUUGUACAGAUUACGACAGCGAAAGACACACUGCGUUUGAAAGCAGAAAGCGCAAGUGCAUGCGAUGAAUGGGUGUCAAAGUUACACGACGCGAAUGCGGCGACGAUCCAUCGUAUACCUAAACCCCCCUGACACUCAAACGCCCCCAAUAGUGAGAGGGAAAUCCAGCCAUCGUGGUAUUAAGCCAUUAUCCAUUGUGACGGAAGACCAGGAAGCUUGUCGGCAAUCCAAACAACCGGAAGAAACUCCUGAUUACGAUUUAAUGCAAUCGCCAACC